Molecule: messenger RNA, 1011 nt
Organism: Geodia barretti
Lineage: Eukaryota; Metazoa; Porifera; Demospongiae; Tetractinellida; Geodiidae
Source: the annotation of a GenBank genome assembly
GGCAUGCACUUUUGAACCCCGGAAUCCGGAAAGCUGCAGUACAGAAGGCCGAUCAUGAGCUCCCUGAGCAUCGCUGGACGUCUGUUUGCAGGGAUUUCCUUUCGUCAGCCGCCCCGCGCAGCUCUCGCGUGGCGGGCACGGCGUUUCUACUGCCCCAGGGGCUCCCAGUUGCCCGUGGUUGAGGAGAAAAGACGUCGAGCAGUGCUUGGAGGCGGGGAAAAAAGACUGGAGAAGCAACACAAAAGUGGACGACUGACUUCGAGGGAGCGUGUGGGACUUCUUCUCGACCCUGGUUCGUUCAGAGAGUACGAUGCCUUUGUCGAGCACACCUGUACUGACUUCGGGAUGGACAGUCCAAAAAACAAGAUUCCAGGCGAUGGAGUGGUGACAGGACAUGGGACCAUCAAUGGCAGACCGGUUUUCUUUUUCAGUCAAGACUUCACUGUCUUUGGCGGGAGCUUAUCCAGCAUGCAUGCAAAGAAAAUCUGCAAGAUAAUGGACAGGGCGGCAGAGGUAGGGGCUCCAGUGAUAGGUCUCAAUGACUCUGGUGGAGCUAGGAUCCAAGAGGGUGUGGAUUCCCUCGCCGGAUAUGCUGACAUCUUCCUGAGGAAUGUCAUGUUCUCAGGCGUGAUUCCCCAGCUCUCCCUCGUCAUGGGUCCUUGUGCCGGUGGAGCUGUCUACUCUCCAGCCAUGACUGACUUCACCUUCAUGGUGAAGAACACCUCCUACAUGUUUGUGACUGGACCAAAGGUAGUCGAGGAAGUGACAAUGGAGAAAGUGACAGAGUUGGAGUUGGGAGGUGCCAUGGUCCACACCAAGAAAUCAGGAGUGGCACACAGAGCGUUUGAGAACGACAUGCAUGCUCUCUACGAAAUGAGACAGCUGUUUGACUUCCUACCACUCAGCAACAAAGACCCCGUGCCCAUACGCUUCACUGAAGACCCAAAGUAUGUCAGAAUGACAUUUACGGUAAAACACCUUGGCUUUACUUAUGUAAGUAUGGUAAAACCA